Messenger RNA from Anopheles coustani, 2136 nucleotides. It is a transcript of the gene Uck, whose product is annotated as uridine-cytidine kinase. Gene Ontology annotation, cellular component: cytosol; cytoplasm. Gene Ontology annotation, molecular function: ATP binding; kinase activity. The record is from RefSeq and is a predicted model, not a curated record. NCBI's taxonomy places the organism in Eukaryota, Metazoa, Arthropoda, Insecta, Diptera, Culicidae. The transcript has 6 exons. Bases 86 to 829 code for a protein of 247 amino acids.
UUUUCCUACUCACGCUGUCCGCCCCUGGCAUAUUUCUUCCAGAUUUGUGAAGAAAACGUGGAAAAACUUUUACAACCAACGCACAAUGAGCGACGGCGAGUGUAUUAAUGGUGUAGGCAAUGGAAUACGUAUAAAUGGCGGCACGGAUGGCGUGAAAACGCCGUUUCUGAUCGGUGUUGCGGGCGGAACCGCCAGCGGAAAGUCGACCGUUUGCAAGCGGAUCAUGGAGCAACUGGGUCAGGCUGAUAUGGAUCAUACGCAACGACAAGUAGUCACCAUCAGCCAGGACAGUUUCUACCGCGAGCUGACGGCGGCAGAGAAGGCACGUGCCGAGCGGGGACUUUUCAACUUUGACCACCCGAGUGCCUUCGACGAGGAAUUGAUGCUGCAGACGCUGCAGGACAUACUGCACGGCAAGAAGGUGGAAAUUAGCGAAUACGACUACCGAAGGAAUGCGGUCUGCCCGGAGAAAAUCAUCACGAUUUACCCGGCCGACGUGGUCCUGUUCGAGGGAAUCCUGGUGUUCUACUUCCCUGCCAUCCGUGAUCUGUUCCACAUGAAACUGUUCGUCGAUACCGAUUCGGACACGAGAUUGGCACGAAGAGUUCCCCGUGAUAUUAACGAACGCGGCCGGGACCUUGAUCAGGUCCUUAACGCCUACAUGAACUUUGUGAAACCAGCGUUUGAGGAAUUUUGCUCACCGACUAAGAAAUUUGCCGAUGUCGUGAUACCGAGAGGAGCAGACAACACAGUUGCGAUCGAUCUGAUAGUGCAUCAUAUUAAUGAGAUCUUGCAUCCGAGUGGCGGGCUCAACCAGAACGGGCACUAACUCGCGAUGUGGUCUCUGGGUGGUCGUGUGGGUGGUACGGAAGGGAUCCUCCUACGCAAAAUAUCGUAGCUAUCACCGCACAGCGGCCAGCAGCUGCGCACUGGUCGUCUGGUGCGUGAGAAAGCUGCCGAAGGCGCUGAUCAUACUAACUUAGCACCAUCGGACCGGAAACCAAAAACGAUCCCCGUAGCACCGUCACAUUGUUCCCAUACCAAGCUCUCCGCGUGUACUUGGCCUAGCAAGGAAUAUAAGCGUAACGGCGAAAACCUCAGUAAAGCGCAUGCCAAACUAAAGUUCCAAGCAAAUAGACUGCAUGGUCAGCUAUUUUUUUACUCUACCGCUUACGACUCAGGACUGACCUCCUGUCACGUCGGGGUUUAGAAAACAAAACAGUUAGAAACUGCUAACCAAGAACUGGGAAACCAAUUAAUCUACGGAUACGAUCAGAAAAAGUAACAGUUAGACUGAGCAUUGCCGAAAAGAGCUUUUUCUAUAAACAUUAACCAUGGUUUUUGGGUAGUCUUUCCUCCAGUCAAUAAGCAUACAUUGUGCAAAUUGUAUCAUAUUUGCAAUCGAGCAAAAACCACUACGGACAGUUUUACUACACUUACUGCUGUUAUGUUUUUUAGGUUAAGAAUUUCCGCAUUACUUAAUGCCCGCCCCCUAAUCCUUCUUUACUCCUAGUUGAAUUGAGCAAAAGGGAACCAUAAAUUUGUGACAUAAGCCUAGCUACAAUACCGUGUAGCAGAAUAUUAAUGCCAAUGAUCCCAGUGCAAAUUGACCCCACAAACAAAAUUUUCUGCUGCGAUUUUUCCGACAGUAAUACCUAAAUUACCACCAACAUUCCUGAUGCAAUUAAAUUUUUUAUACGUUUCUUUUUAACUUACGUUUAAUUUUUUACUUAAAUUUUUGACAGUUAGCCAUUCACAUUCCUUUUUUAAUUUACAAACCUCCCCGCGCUACUGCCAGAUUAUUGAAACGACGCUCCAUUGAACAAGAGUAGAAGAUGAUCGGGAUAAACCUGAACCCUACCAAACUGUUGUGUCAAUCUAAAGUAAGGCCAAUUGCAACACUCGGUAAAAAGAAUACCCUAAACAUAGCUCCCCUUCGCUGGGGAUAAAUGAAUAUGCUCACCAGCUCCUAGUUAUAGUAUCGUACAGAUGAGAACAUGGUUACAUACUGCAGUUUAACAACACCGGAACAGCAUAAUUGGUAAACUAACUACAGUCAAACCAGACCGUGAUCAUUGAUAGCGAAUAUUCUAAGGCAUGUUUCGUGUGUGGCACAAUAAAGAGGACAUUUUCAAA